Molecule: messenger RNA, 998 nt
Organism: Porites evermanni
Lineage: Eukaryota; Metazoa; Cnidaria; Anthozoa; Scleractinia; Poritidae
Source: the annotation of a GenBank genome assembly
AUGGCGGACGAUCUAGCAAGUUUUAUUGAGUCACAGAAAAGAAAGUUGGAAAAAGAAAGAGCAGAAAUAUUGCGUGCACAAGAAAGUGAGAUGAGAUUACUUUGCAUGUGAUUAUUCUAACUCAGCUGUUGUUUCUUUUCGUUGGUCCCUCUAAGAUCGCCUCGGUGUAAGAACCUGUAAAACUCACGAGUGACGUAAAACAAAGGAAACAAAGAGGUCGACACAAUAGAACCUAGGAAAACAAAGGGUGCAAAACAAAGAAAAAGUUCACUGGUUCUUACCCCCAAGAUCAUGUCAUGUAACUCUAAAGUUUUGGUUCUAAGAUUUCAGCAAUACAAUCAAAACAAUUCUCUUGAAGGGUAUUACACUAUCUGGGAAGACAAGCAAAUUUCAUGUACAUGUAUAUCCAUACUAGAAAUUAAAGUGAGUGGAGAAAAUUCAGAAAGUUAUUUGAUGAGGAAUGCCAUUAUCAGAUGCACAGUAUGAGAAUCAUUUGAAAAUUCUGAGUAUGACUUCCAUUUAGAACAUAAACAAGGUUUCAUAUAUAGCCAAAGAGGCGGCGUCAAAAUCAUUGAACUGGGAUGAACCGUGAUACCGGUUACGAGAUCCCUGUGGUCUACCAGGAUGUCUUGUGAUGUGAACCACAAUAUAAAUCAUGUGACAAAAUUUCGAGCUCUAUCACGUGGAAAGGAUUCCAAGAUGAAAUUGAAUGCUUGUAUGCUAUAAAAAUAGUUUUUGAUCAUUUGAUACCUCGUUUAUGUUCAAAUACACUGAAAAAGUAGCUUAGUAAAUUUUAUGUGAUAAUCAGUUUUGUUCUUGUAUUUCAGGUCAGCAUAGACCACAAGACGCGUCAGACGAUUGAAGAAGUCAUGGAGGAACCAGAUCAGACGGUCUAUGACCAUGCGCAAUGUCACGUCUAUUUCAUCAUGUACCAGGACUGUUACCCAAGAUUCUUAGUGUCAAAUGUAUUCAAGGCACUUUUGAUGAGUAGCAACUGA